CAGCUAUCUGUCAAAAAUAGUUUAAUUGACUAAAGUUUAGUUUAAUUUAGAUUCAAAUUCUUCUCACUUUUUUCUUGUACCUUAAUAAAAAUUUACUUAUUAAAAUGACAAUUUAUUCAAUAAUCCGUGGCAGAAAUAUUUUCAAUUCAAUUCCAUUACGAAAUAUCAAAUAUGCAUUCUCAUCUCAUACCAAGUUUGCGGAACAUAAGCCUAUUGAAAAAAUAAGAAAUAUAGGAAUAUCUGCCCAUAUCGAUAGUGGAAAAACAACUCUUACAGAACGUAUAUUGUUUUAUACCGGUAGAAUUGCAGAAAUGCACGAGGUUAAAGGUAAAGAUAAUGUUGGUGCAACAAUGGAUUCGAUGGAAUUAGAAAGGCAACGGGGUAUAACAAUUCAAUCGGCUGCAACAUACACUAUAUGGAAAGAUCAUAAUAUUAAUAUUAUUGAUACUCCAGGACAUGUGGAUUUUACAGUAGAGGUUGAGAGAGCUCUUCGGGUAUUAGAUGGAGCAAUUUUGGUACUGUGUUCUGUCGGUGGUGUUCAAAGUCAAACACUUACUGUAAAUAGACAAAUGAAACGCUAUAGCGUACCUUGUUUAGCUUUUAUUAAUAAAUUAGAUAGGCAAGGAGCAAAUCCUUACCGCGUAUUAUCCCAAAUGAGAUCAAAACUAAAUCAUAAUGCUGCAUUCAUUCAAAUUCCUAUAGGAACAGAAAACAAUUGCAAAGGAAUUGUAGAUUUAAUUUCUGAAAAAGCGAUUUAUUUCGAAGGAAUGUUAGGUACAGAGCUUAAGUAUGACCAAAUACCAAAGGGCAUGGAAGCAGAAUCAAAAGAUCGGCGACAAGAGCUAAUCGAACAUUUAUCUAACGUUGAUGAAACUUUUGGAGAAUUGUUUUUGGAAGAAAAAGGUUUAACAGAAAACGAUAUAAAAGCGGCAAUUAGGCGAACCUGCAUUAAGCGUACUUUCACACCAGUGCUAGUGGGUACAGCUUUAAAAAAUAAGGGUGUUCAACCCUUAUUGGACGCCGUAUUAGAUUAUUUACCAAAUCCAGGAGAAGUAACUAAUUAUGGUUUAUUAGAAAAAACAGCAGAUGAAAUAGAGAAAGUUAAUUUGAAUCCAGCACGAGAUGGUAAAAGCCCUUUUAUGUCACUUGCAUUUAAAUUGGAAGCUGGCAGGUUUGGACAACUUACUUAUUUACGUUGUUAUCAGGGAAUGCUCAAAAAGGGAGAUACCAUUUACAACGCAAGAACUUUAAAAAAAGUGAGAGUGGCUCGCCUUGUACGUUUACAUUCUAAUCAAAUGGAAGAUGUAAAUGAAGUAUUUGCAGGAGACAUAUUUGCGCUUUUUGGGGUUGAUUGUGCGAGCGGUGAUACAUUUGUGACAGAUCCUAAACUACAAUUAACAAUGGAAUCAAUGUUUGUACCUGAACCAGUUGUUUCCAUGUCAAUUAAACCCAGUAAUUCCAAAGAUCGUGAUAAUUUUGCAAAAGCUAUUGCUCGUUUCACAAAAGAAGAUCCUACGUUUAGAUUCGAAUAUGAUCCAGACAUUAAGGAGACACUAGUUUCCGGAAUGGGUGAAUUGCAUUUAGAAAUUUAUGCUCAACGUAUGGAACGCGAAUAUGGAUGUGCGGUUAUUUUAGGGAAACCAAAAGUAGCUUUUCGAGAAACUUUAGUUGCUCCUUGUGAAUUUGAUUACUUGCACAAGAAACAAUCUGGUGGUCAGGGGCAAUAUGCUCGAAUUAUUGGUAUUAUGGAACCCCUACCUCCAAACAAAAACACUUUACUAGAAUUUUCUGACGAAACUAUGGGAACUAAUGUUCCCAAGCAAUUCGUCCCUGGUGUUGAGAAGGGUUUUCGAGAAAUGGCCGAGAAAGGGCUAUUGACUGGAAAUAAAUUAUCAGGAAUUAAAUUUAGACUUCAAGAUGGUGGUCAUCACAUAGUAGAUUCCAGUGAACUGGCUUUUAUGUUAGCUACACAUGGUGCUGUAAAAGAAGUUUUUCAAGCAGGAUCUUGGCAAAUUUUGGAACCAAUAAUGUUUGUUGAAGUUACUGCUCCCGAAGAAUAUCAAGGCACAGUUAUUGGUCAGUUAAAUAAAAGGCAUGGAAUUAUUACUGGAACCGAUGGUGCAGAUGGUUGGUUUACAGUUUAUGCUGAAGUUCCAUUGAACGACAUGUUUGGAUAUGCUGGAGAAUUAAGAUCGAGUACGCAAGGUAAAGGAGAAUUCUCAAUGGAAUAUAGCCGAUAUUCACCAUGCCUACCGGACAUUCAAGAUCGCUUGAUUAGAGAAUAUCAAGAAUCACAAGGGUUGACGGAAGAAAAGAAGAAAAAGAAAAAUUAAUAAAUAGUUUAUGAUUAUAAUAUUUAAGUCUAAAUUUUAGAAUUUCUUAUAAUCAGUUUUAUACCACUGUGAUAAAUUUUGAACAAUAAGUUACAUCUAUAAAAGUAAAUUAAACAAAUCGAAAUUAAAUUUUUUUUUUAUUUUAACUUAUUUUAUUUAAAAUAAACAAAAAUGUUGAUCUUAGUUUUGCCUUUCAAAAUUAAAUAUGUAUUUUAUUCAAGGCAUUGAGAGUAUGUAAUGUGCAUGCAUGUAAAAAGGUGGCUAAAUUUAGAAAUUUUAUAACACUUUAUUUAGUCUUUCCAAAUAUAAACUGAAUUUAAAUUUUAACGAAAACAUUUUAUGGUCAGGUAAAAUUAUUAUGAGUAAUUUUU
Messenger RNA from Condylostylus longicornis, 2704 nucleotides. It is a transcript of the gene mEFG1, whose product is annotated as elongation factor G, mitochondrial. Gene Ontology annotation, biological process: mitochondrial translational elongation. Gene Ontology annotation, cellular component: mitochondrion. Bases 105 to 2333 code for a protein of 742 amino acids. Lineage: Eukaryota; Metazoa; Arthropoda; Insecta; Diptera; Dolichopodidae. The transcript is spliced from 4 exons. The record is from RefSeq and is a predicted model, not a curated record. Gene Ontology annotation, molecular function: translation elongation factor activity; GTP binding; GTPase activity.